ACCAAAUGCAGUUUUCAAGCCUCUCCAACACGGCAAUCUCAUGCAUUGAAUUCAAUUGGAUCCCAGAUCACAAAGCAUACCUAUACAAAAUCCAGAAAAUCUUCACACCCGGACUUCUAGGAUCCAUCAUCUUCACCCCCAACAACAGCGUCGAGAGAAACCCGUGACAGGUGACGCGAUGGGGGGAGGCAACAAAACCAACCAGCGCAAGGGCUACCGCGAGGCGCAAAAGAACAACUCAGAUGGCGUCGUAGCGCUGCCUCGGAAAAGGUUCUAUCGCCAGCGGGCGCACGCGAACCCCUUUUCGGACCAUAACCUUACAUACCCCGUCUCCCCAGACCACAUGGACUGGGCGCAACUGUAUCCCGCAUACAAGGCUGCUGAAGAUACUGUCGACGCGGAGAUAACAACAGGGAGUGAGGUCACCCCCGAGGAGUCCUCGGCCGCAGGUCAGCGCCUACCAAAAAGGCUACUGAAGGAUGUUGAGGUUGCCGACAUCGGCUGUGGGUUCGGGGGCUUGUUGAUGGCCCUCUCGCCAGAGCUGCCGGAUUCCUUGAUACUAGGCAUGGAGAUUCGCACCCAGGUCACUGGGUUCGUGGAGGACAAGAUCCGGGCGCUGCGCAUUCAACAUGAGAAAGAGAAGCUGUACCAAAACAUCGCGUGCGUCCGCGCCAACACGAUGAAGUUCCUGCCCAACUUCUUCCGGCGCGCACAGCUGUCCAAGAUCUUCAUCUGCUUCCCGGACCCACACUUCAAGGCGCGGAAGCACAAGCAGCGCAUCGUGUCGACUACGCUCAACUCCGAGUACGCCUAUGUCCUGCGUCCGGGCACUGGGAUAAUCUACACUAUCACCGACGUCAAGGACCUGCACGAGUGGAUGGUCGGUCACUUUGAGUCCCACCCUUCCUUCAUCAGGGUCCCCGAGGACGAGCAGGAGGCCGACCCUUGCGUCCGCAUAAUGCGGUUCGAAACAGAGGAGGGGAAGAAGGUGACGAGGAACAACGGCCAAAAGUAUGUCGCGCUGUUCAGGCGCAUGGAGGAGCCGCCAUGGUGAUCAGCAGCGUAUUCGAGAAAAGAUGUAUUUAGAACUGUUAAGCUUCCCGUGCAAGGCUGGCCACUGACCCAAGUCCCCCAAGCGGAGAUGCUCACAGCAAACCCCACAGCAUCUUCUCCAGCCACAUCGAUCUUCAUAUCUCUAGAGUAUGCCAUGUUUCGACUCUCAAGCCUGGGCACAUUCAACAGCGCUCAGACCGAACCCCUCCGUUAGGUUCACAUUGCUGAUUUUCAGCCCGGCCUUGGAAGCUAGCUCGCCGAACCCCUCGACUGUUCUUUCCUUACCGCCUAAAUUCAUCAUGAACAAAUCCGUGGCCGCACACAUGGCGAUUGGCGGGUUGGACAUGAUUUGUUCCAUAAUGACCAGCCUGCUAUCUGGUGCCAUGGCGUCGGCGAUCACGCGCAGGAUUUCAAC
Gaeumannomyces tritici R3-111a-1 is the source of this 1468-nucleotide messenger RNA. Its product is annotated as tRNA (guanine-N(7)-)-methyltransferase. The transcript is spliced from 3 exons. Gene Ontology annotation, cellular component: tRNA methyltransferase complex. Gene Ontology annotation, molecular function: tRNA (guanine(46)-N7)-methyltransferase activity. The record is from RefSeq and is a predicted model, not a curated record. Lineage: Eukaryota; Fungi; Ascomycota; Sordariomycetes; Magnaporthales; Magnaporthaceae. Gene Ontology annotation, biological process: tRNA methylation; RNA (guanine-N7)-methylation. The coding region runs from base 179 to 1054 and encodes 291 amino acids.